Molecule: messenger RNA, 1178 nt
Organism: Nicotiana tabacum (common tobacco)
Lineage: Eukaryota; Viridiplantae; Streptophyta; Magnoliopsida; Solanales; Solanaceae
Source: RefSeq, a predicted model, not a curated record
AGAAGAGAGUUACACCCCACUGGAAUAAUAUAUGCAUCAAAGGAUUCACAUUACUCGAUUUCUAAAGCAACAAGAAUGUACAGAAUGGAGAUAGAGACCAUCAAUACUUUAGUCAAUGGGGAGAUUGAUUAUGCAGAUUUGAGAUCAAAAUUACUUCUCAACAAGAACAAACCGGCCAUCAUCAAUAUCAAUAUUGGAACUACCUUCAAAGGAGCUAUUGAUGAUCUUGAUCUGGUCCUACAAAUACUUCAAAAAUGUGGUUAUUCCAAUGAUAGAUAUUACAUCCAUUGUGACGCUGCACUAUAUGGGCUAAUUGUCCCAUUUACCCAACAUGUGAAAACAAUUACCUUCAAGAAGCCAAUAGGCAGUGUUUCAAUUUCAGGCCAUAAAUUCUUGGGAUGUCCAAUGCCUUGUGGCAUUCAGAUAACAAGGAAAAGUUACAUUACUAGUCUCUCAACAAAAAUCGAGUACAUUGCUUCCGUUGAUGCUACAAUUUCUGGUAGUCGAAAUGGCUUGGCACCAAUAUUCUUAUGGUAUAGUUUAUGCAUGAAAGGCCGUGCCGGAUUGCAACAAGAUGCCAAAAUGUGCAACGAAAAUGCCCGAUAUUUGAAAGGCCGACUUCAUAAAGCAGGAAUUAGCACUAUGCUCAAUGAGUCUAGCAUUAUCGUUGUCUUUGAACGACCUAAUGACCCUAAGUUCAUUCGUCAUUGGCAACUGUCUUGCACAAGAGAUAUGGCACAUGUUGUAGUCAUGCCGGGCAUCACAAGGGAAACAAUAGACAAUUUUUUCAAGGAUUUAAUGCAGGAGAGGAAAAAAUGGUACCAGGUUGGAAUAAUUGUGCCUCCUUGCCUAGCAGAUGAUAUUGGUUCUCAAAACUGUCUUUGCUCCAAACAGAAGAUGCGUCAUUGAAUUCCUUAGAAAACGAGACCCUGGAUAUGGAGUAUGCUUUUAUGCAGAGGUGACUCAAUAAAAUUGGUGGUCUAAACGCCAAAUUUUUAAUAAAUAGAAGACCUUAAAUUUAUUUGUGUUUAUUCUUCUUGAAAAAAAAAAGUUGUUCUUCUUCUUGAGUUUCAGUAUCAUUUUAUUCAACUAAAAUGGGACUUGUUCAUAUGUAGAACAGUCUCCCAUAUUGUUAAAUUCUUCUUUUGUUGUUUGUUAUUAAUUUAUUAAGAGCACCU